UGAGGUGAAAGUUUGCUAGUUCUUUUCCAAGUACCACUCCCCUAAAUACACCUCAAGUUGGACGGUCUGCAACAAGAAUUUGCAGGUAUGGCUGAGUACUCCACCUUGGGGUCUGUAGCAGUACUGCAGGUGAACAACCCUCCUGUGAACUCGUUCAGUCACCAUGUGAGACAGGCUCUGGUGGACGGCCUGGAGAGGGCCCAGCGGGACCCGGCUGUUCGCAGUAUCGUCAUCAUGGGGAAAGGGAGAACUUUUCCAGCAGGUGCUGAUAUAAGGGAAUUUGGGAGCGGUGCAGCUGUAAAGAUGCCAAACCUCCUCAUGGUGCUACAAGCUGUAGACACCUGUCAGAAGCCAGUAGUGUCUGCCAUCCAUGGUACGGCACUGGGAGGAGGUUUUGAGCUGGCCCUGGCCUCACACUAUCGCCUGGCAGUUCCCUCAGCCAGGAUGGGGCUACCUGAGGUGCACCUGGGGAUCCUGCCAGGUGCAGGGGGGACCCAGCGGCUGCCCCGGGUCGUGGGGGUGAAGACUGCCAUCCAGAUGAUCACCAGCGGCCAGCACAUCAAAGCACAGCAGGCCCUGUCUCUCGGCAUUGUGGACAAGAUUGUCCAAGGUGACCUUCUAAAAGAGGCUGUCAGCUUUGCAAGGUCAGUUGAAGGUCGUCCGGUAGAGGACAGAAGGAUCAGUCAGAAGACAGUGCCAGAAGCUGACAAGGUCGAUGAGGUCGUGGAAGCAGCACGGAAGACGAUUUUACGCAAGGCGCGAGGAGCCAUUGCCCCUAUGACUUGUGUACAGGCUAUUCAGGCCUCAGUCCUUCCAUUUGAAGCUGGCAUGGCGCGUGAGGCUGAGCUGAUGGCAUUCCUGAUGACAUCAUGGCAGGCCCCGGCCCAGCAGUACGCCUUCUUUUCCGAGCGGGAGGUCAGGAGAUGGAGUCAUCCCCGAGACAAACGCAUCAACUUCAAAACUGCCAAGCCAAGGGUUGUCAAGAGUGUGGGAGUGGUGGGUGCAGGCACCAUGGGUAUGGGCAUCACCAUCAACCUCCUACAGGCUGGGCUCAAGGUCGUGAUGCUAGAGGUCAACAAGAAACAACUGGACAAAGCUGUCAACACUAUCAAAAAGACCCUCAGCCAAAAGUCAGCCUCCCAGAAAAUGUCCCAACUGACCACCGCUAUGGACUACAGUCAGCUGAGGGAUGUGGACAUCGUUAUCGAGGCUGUGUUCGAAAACAUGAGGCUGAAGAAGGAGGUUUUCAGGAAGCUGGAUGCCGUCACUAAACCCCAAACCAUCCUCGCAUCCAACACAUCCGGGCUGAACAUUGAUGAGAUAGCAGCAGUGACAAAACGUCCUGACAAAGUUGUUGGGACCCAUUUCUUUGCUCCUGCCAACGUGAUGCGACUCCUGGAGAACAUCUACGGCAGGCAGACGUCCCCGGAGACCGUUGCCACGGCGAUGCAGCUGGGUGUGACCAUUGGGAAGGUGGGGGUGUUGGUGGGGAACUGCCCCGGGUUCGUGGGGAACCGGAUGUUGGGUUCGUACACGGCUGAGGCGGUGUUUCUCCUGGAGGAGGGGGCCGAGCCACAAGAUGUCGACAGGGCCAUAGAGGAGUUUGGGUUCCCGAUGGGGCCAUUCCGUAUGGGUGACCUGUCCGGUACAGACAUCGGGUGGAAGGGGCGCAUCGCAAAGGGCCUCACAACGGAACACGGGCCGCCACCCGCCACCCCCGCCCUCUACCGGCGUGGUAACCGGUACUGCCCGCUACCGGACAUGUUGUGCAUGAAAGGUCGUCUGGGGCAGAAGACAGGGGCUGGGUGGUACAGGUAUGAGCCCGGUAGCCGUACUGCCCUGCCGGAUCCUGUGGUACUGCAGAUGAUCCAGGACUACAGACAGGAACAUGGCUUCAAGAAGAGAACUAUAUCCUCACAGGAGAUAGUGGAGCGUUGUCUCUACCCACUCAUCAACGAAGGGUUCCACAUCCUGGACGAGGGAAUAGCUGCUCGCUCGCUGGACAUUGAUGUCAUCUACCUGUUUGGCUACGGAUGGCCCAGGCACACAGGAGGACCUAUGUACUACGCAGAGAGGGUGAUCGGCCUGGAGAAGCUGCUGUGUAGUCUGGAGACGUACAGUGCCCGGUACCCCGACCAUGCCCACCUGCAGCCCAGCCCACUGCUGAGGAACAUGGUGGCUAAAGGAGGCAGCCUGGCAGCACUGGGGACAGACAGCAAACUCUGAGCAGCCUCCGGGCCUGAAAAUUCAUCUGUGUCGAAGAAAUCAUUGCAAAGCAAAAUUGAUCUGUAAUUUUUUAUACAAAAUUUUUGACUGUGCAACUCCAGUCUUUGACAAUGAAUGUCGAUGUCAUUUUGUCAACUUCUUGUGUGAGACGUUUGGAAGGUACU
Branchiostoma belcheri (Belcher's lancelet) is the source of this 2390-nucleotide messenger RNA. RefSeq names its product peroxisomal bifunctional enzyme-like. Gene Ontology annotation, cellular component: peroxisome. The transcript is spliced from 14 exons. The coding region runs from base 88 to 2226 and encodes 712 amino acids. Lineage: Eukaryota; Metazoa; Chordata; Leptocardii; Amphioxiformes; Branchiostomatidae. Gene Ontology annotation, biological process: fatty acid beta-oxidation. The record is from RefSeq and is a predicted model, not a curated record. Gene Ontology annotation, molecular function: (3S)-3-hydroxyacyl-CoA dehydrogenase (NAD+) activity; NAD+ binding.